AGAAUCUCUCCCUGCAUCAUCCAGACAUGGACGACGGUCAGGAGCUUGAUGCUGCAGAGCUUGAGCACAUCAUAGGCUUCACUGGACAGGAGCUGCAUGCUAUCUCCGUCAAUCCGCAAGACACGAAUGUGAUGCUUUAUGGAAUAGGCCAUGUGGUUGUGCUGGCAGAUCAGACGGAUCCUCACAAGCAGGAUCUCCUGCGGGGUCACGACAACGACAUCACGAGCGUCUCAUUCUCAGCUACCGGAAAGUUGCUUGCUUCGGGGCAGCGACAGAGCAUACACAGAGACGGGGAGCAGAUUGUGGUAUGGGAGUACGAAUCUCGAAAGCCCGUCUAUCGGUUGUCAGGGGUAACAGGAACCGUCACGGCUCUCAAGUUUUCUGACGACGAUCGAUUUCUUGCUGCGAUCGGGGAGGGGAACAUGAAUGGCAAUGACUUUGCCAUCUGGGACAUGCAGAAUGGAAGUGUAGCGCAAUAUGUGAAAUGCCCCAAAGCAGCAACUGCAAUGUGCUGGGGGGUAGUUACAGUUGCUGACAAUUCUCGCCGGGUGAAGACGCCCAAGUAUUCUCUCUACACGUUUCAUACCGUCAAAGUUCACGCGCACUAUCUCGAGUAUGACAUCCGCACGAUGCAUUACGGACUCAAGACAGAACUGUUGAAGUUUCCCUCUGCUGGACUUGCUCGCACUUACCAUGACUGUUCCCUAUCACCCACUAAUGGAGAGCUCAUCGCCGGGACCUCUGUGGGAGAGUUGGUGGUUUUCAAUUGCGACAGUCUGGUGUACCGAGCGGCGUUACCAAUCUCCACCAAUGGAGUUCUUUCCCUGUGCUCUUGCAGAGAGUACAUCUUCGCUGGAUCGGGUGAUGGCAAGCUUAAGAAGCUGCAAGGGAACGAUCAGUACUGGUCGGUUGUUGGGGAAGUCCAGCUUCAUGGGCGAGUGACGUCUAUAGUCCCGGUGGCCGCCUCUGGUGAGCUGGUCGUGGGCACGGAUACCGCGAAGAUGUACUCGAUCGGAUGCGACGACUUGAGCGUCCGGUUGAUGCAGCAGAGCAACGUUUCUGCCAUCAACGGUGUAGCGUUUGGAACCAGGAGCGACCACUUCGCUACCGUCUCUCAAGAUGGUAUCCUACGGAUUUUCGACUUGUCAGACUACACAGUGCUGGGGUUCACGAGAGGAUCCUGUGCUGCCACGUGCCUGUGCUGGACGCCGGACGAUCGGAUUCUGACGGGCUGGGAAGAUGGAGCCAUGCGCAUAUUCACAGCAACAAAUUGUGAGCCGCAAGGACAGAUUCCAAAGUGCCACAGGGGGAAAGUGACGUGCAUAGCGGUUGGCAAGGAGUUCUACUUCACAGCCGGAGAGGACGGGGCCAUGCGGGUAUGGAAUCGAAGAAAUCUGGAGUUCGUCGGGCAGUACACCGAGCACAACAAGCCGAUCACUGGGCUGUUGGUGGACAACGUUCAUGCACAUCUAGUCCACUCUUGCUCCAUCGAUCGGGCGGUAGUAACGUAUGAUCUCAAGACAACGCGCAGGUCCAACUACAAGAUGCAUCGCGAUGGCGCCUUCACGGGACUCGCUCAACGGGUCGACUCGGAGCAAGAGCUUCUGACAUCCACGACUGAUGGCUUCGUGCUGAGCUGGGACUGUGACGUUCAGUUGCCGGUGAUGGCCCUUGACUGCGGGAGGAAGAUGAAGUUCAGUUGCGUUGCCAUCAGCUCCAGCGGUCAGUUUGUUGCCGUCGGAUGCGAAGACCUUUGUGUUCGUAUAUGGGACAUCGUGGCUAUGGAGAUUGUUGCUGUCUGCCGGGGACACUCGGGAAUCAUAACACAGCUAGCAUGGUCCCCCGACGAGAAACAGCUGGUGUCAGUAGGAGAUGACGCUGCUGUCUGCGUGUGGAAUUUCUACCUCGCUGGCGGGCCUCCACCCAGUACCGCGGGCUCAAGAUGAAACCUGUUCAGAAACGUUGUUGUACCAUGACUUAUCCACUUCAUUCUUUUCCAUGCAAUCGCUUUAGAAGCCCAUUGCAAGAUUGCAGCAGUAAAACUGAAGAUUUUUCC
Molecule: messenger RNA, 2056 nt
Organism: Guillardia theta CCMP2712
Lineage: Eukaryota; Cryptophyceae; Pyrenomonadales; Geminigeraceae
Exons: 7
Coding region: 27-1946 (639 amino acids)
Biological process (GO): microtubule cytoskeleton organization
Cellular component (GO): mitotic spindle
Molecular function (GO): microtubule binding
Source: RefSeq, a predicted model, not a curated record